CUCCAGUGCCAGCUAAAAGUUGUGGGCAAAGCGAACGCUCGCUCAGUCUGCGAUACAAACUUGAACCUGAAAGAUCGAUUCGACUACGGGCACAUCGAAUACAGAGAGUGAGCCCGCGUACGCGUUCAGGCCCCAGUCCCUCCCCAUUAAGCCAUUCCCAAGCCGGUGAAUUCUCAGUGAAGUGAACGAUUUAUGGAAAUAUAUUGAUUGCAGCUCAACGCAAUUGAAUUAAAUAAAACUCAACAAGUGUGUGAAUCGAAAAUAAACAUUGUCCAUUCAGAAAUAUACGUACAUAUAUAUACGUGCACCGGUAUUCUACCUGAACAACAUCGCCAUGGAAUAUCACCGACCAGCAGAUGCCCAGACAAUGCUGCUUAUUAUGAUAGUUAUCAUCGCCUGCUUGUCGAAAGCGGACGGACAGUCCUAUCUGAUCGCCCUGGAGAACGUUCUCAACGAGUCCAGCCAGCCCCAGCCCCAGCCCCAGCCACAGCCGCCAUACAACUUGACUACUGCGAACAGCACAACGGAUGUGGAUCCGUUUGCCAACAGCACUCGCAUAAUUGUCUACAAAAACACUGUCGUGGAGCCCUCAAACGAAUUGUCACAAACGGCCAUGGAUGUGAUCACGAUCGUGUGGUAUGUGGCCACCUUUUUGGCCCUCGCGGCCUUCUUCAUGCUGAUGGCCUGCUCGGAUCGCAGAUGUCGCAACAUGAGGCGCCACCAUUCAGGAGCUGCAGCUCAGAGCGAUGGCAUAAGAGCGCCGCCCACUCCCUCACCGUCGUACAGCGAGUUUGCCCCGCCCAGCUACGAUACGGUGAUCAAGAUGCAGCAUGCGGCCAAGACCAGUGUCUUUGUGAUACCCUUCAACAAGGCCAGCGAACCGACAUCUCCAACUUCGCCGCCUGUCACGUGCAAUAUUUAUACAGUCAAUGAGCUGCAGAAAUCGGGGAAUUAAAAGAUAAGACCGACCCCGAGCGACGGUUGACUGUGAGAACUCCGCCUCUGUGAUAUUUGCUGUGACCCCCCAGACGAGUGUGGUGCAGCGGAAGAUGUGUAUAUGUUUGUGGCAUAGCCUAGUGUACCUAAAAAUAGGACAAGUAUUAGAUGUAAGAUCCUGCAGAAGACUGACAACGAAAGAUAUCCACGUAUGCAAAUGUAAUUUCCAUAAGAAAUGCCAGUUCAACUGAAACUAGAUGACUAAGCAAUCAAAUAAAAUAAAUUAACAAAUUAUUAAGUA
This is a messenger RNA of Drosophila obscura, 1237 nucleotides long. RefSeq lists its product as uncharacterized. NCBI's taxonomy places the organism in Eukaryota, Metazoa, Arthropoda, Insecta, Diptera, Drosophilidae. Bases 335 to 955 code for a protein of 206 amino acids. The record is from RefSeq and is a predicted model, not a curated record. The transcript is spliced from 3 exons.